AUGGCAUGUCGGCGACUGUCUUUCGUGACCCCGCUACUUAUUUACAUUUUUUCCACCAUCUUUCCUCUUGCUGCAGUCUGUAUCGACGUGCUCCAAUUCGUAGACCCUCUUAUUGGUAGCACUAACGGCGGAAAUGUAUUCGCGGGUGCUACAAGGCCAUACGGUUUGGCAAAGCCUGUUGCGGAUGUGGAUGGUCAGAAUACCGGGGGUUUCUCAACCGAUGGCUCAAGUAUCACGGGCUUCUCAGCAGCUCAUGACAGCGGCACAGGCGGGAACCCCAGCCUAGGAAAUUUCCCUUUAUUCCCUCAGAUAUGUCCUGGAGGUGACGUGAAUAAUUGUAACUUCCUCAUAAGCGAGAGGGCCACUCACUACGUAGAAGAUUCGGUUGUUGCUCGACCAGGCUACUUCGAGGUGGAAUUGGUCUCGGGGAUAAAGGCCACAAUGACCUCUAGCGAUCACGCUGCAUUAUAUAAAUUCGAAUUUCCGGCAGGGGAUGAUCAGUAUCCUUUAAUACUACUCGAUUUGACGGAUCUAUGGAAAAGCCGCCAAAAUGCUUCAGUUAGCGUAGAUGCCGAAAGCGGGCGGCUAAAGGGAAAUGGCACAUUCCUCCCUAGUUUCGGACCCGGGUCGUACGUGAUGCACUUUUGUGUGGACUUCUUUGGCGGCGAUGUCGUUGAAAAUGGGGUAUGGGUCAAUAAUCGAGCAGGCACGGAUCCAAAAGAACUUUUCGUUACUCGUGGUUUCAACCUCUUCUAUUUAGAAGCCGGCGGAUGGGUUGGGUUCAGCAAGCUGGCUAAUAAUACGUUAACCGCUAGGAUGGGAAUAAGUUUCGUAAGUGCUGAUCAGGCUUGCCGACGGGCAGCAGAGGAGAUUCCUAGCCCGCUUAACGAUUUCGACGGACUCGUGGCCGAUACGGAAGAUGCGUGGCGAGAGAAGUUGAGCCCGAUAUCUGUUGAUGCUGGCGGCGCCAGUGAGGAAUUCCAAACUAGUUUCUGGAGCGGUCUGUAUCGCACCAUGAUCUCUCCCCAGAACUAUACCGACGAAAACCCGUACUGGGAUAGUGGGAUACCAUACUUCGACUCAUUUUAUUGUAUUUGGGAUUCGUUCCGCGUUCAGCAUCCGCUCCUUACCAUACUUGAUCCACACGCGCAAAUUCAGAUGGUCAACUCGCUUUUAGAUAUUUAUAAGCACGAGGGCUGGUUACCCGAUUGUCACAUGUCACUCAGCAACGGCUGGACCCAGGGUGGCUCAAAUGCAGAUGUCGUACUUGUCGAUGCCUACGUCAAGAAUCUUACAGGCAUCAGCUGGGAUGUCGCGCUCGAGGCUAUCAUCCAGGACGCCGAAGUUGAACCAUUGGAAUGGGCAUAUCACGGCCGGGGUGGCCUACGGAGCUGGAAGGAUCUCCAAUAUAUUCCUUACCUAGAUUUUGAUCCGGUAGGAUUCGGUACUAACUCGCGCAGUAUUUCAAGGACGCUCGAAUACGCAUAUAAUGACUAUUGUCUUGCUACAUUAGCACGAGGGCUCGGGAGAGACGAUUUAUACGAUAAAUAUGUUCAGAGAAGUGCCAACUGGCAGUAUCUAUGGAAGUCAGAUCAGCGCUCGGUUAUCGAUGGAAAUGAUACUGGAUUUACGGGCUUCGUUGAGCCAAAGUACCAAAACGGUACUUGGGGAUUUCAAGACCCGAUUGCAUGUUCGGCGCUUGCAAGCUUUUGUUCGCUCACCUCCAAUCCUAGUGAGACCUUCGAAGCCAGUAUUUGGCAAUACCAGUUCCUUGUCCCACAGUCGAUGUCUGCCUUAAUCGAGCUAAUGGGGACCGAAGAGCCAUUUAUUCAGCGCCUCGACUUCUUUCACACGUCAGGGCUAGCUGAUAUUUCUAAUGAGCCCGUUUUCUCGACGGUAUAUCUAUAUCAUUAUGCCGGUCGUCCUGGGCUAUCCACGAAACGGCUACACACCUAUAUCCCGUCGGCAUUUAACACGUCCCACGGAGGACUCCCAGGAAACGAUGAUUCAGGUUCGAUGGGCGCAUUCGUCGUGUUUGGGAUGAUAGGCCUCUUCCCGAUAUCUGGGCAAGAUGUGUACCUCAUUUCGGCGCCAUUUUUUCGGGAGGUCAACAUAACAAGUCCUCUGACAGGGAAGACGGCACAGAUCAAGACAGUUGGGUUCGAUGCCGGAUACAAAAAUAUUUACGUACAGAACGCGACAGUAAACGGCAAGCCGUGGACUAAAUCUUGGAUCAGCCACUCCCUUUUUACCGAGGGGUGGACGAUGGAACUGAUGCUUGGAAGCCAGGAGUCUGAAUGGGGCACCAAAUUAGAAGAUCGGCCACCCAGUUGGGGCGAGGUGAUGGUGUGA
Molecule: messenger RNA, 2352 nt
Organism: Daldinia childiae
Lineage: Eukaryota; Fungi; Ascomycota; Sordariomycetes; Xylariales; Hypoxylaceae
Exons: 6
Coding region: 1-2352 (783 amino acids)
Biological process (GO): protein quality control for misfolded or incompletely synthesized proteins; glycoprotein catabolic process; protein deglycosylation
Cellular component (GO): nucleus; cytosol
Molecular function (GO): carbohydrate binding; peptide-N4-(N-acetyl-beta-glucosaminyl)asparagine amidase activity
Source: RefSeq, a predicted model, not a curated record